AUGCUGCGUUCCGCUGCACUCGCCGCCCUCUUGGGCGCCUGCUCCGCUCUGGCGGCCACGUGCUCUCUUACGCAGAAGUGUCCUGAAGAGGCACCUUGCUGUUCCCAGUAUGGCCAGUGUGGUGUCGGCGCCUACUGCCUGGGUGGCUGCGAUCCUCGCAUGUCUUACAGCACCAAAGCCUGUGUCCCCGCACCAGUUUGCAAGGACAAGACUACCAAGUUCACAAACCUCGAUAGCGUCAUCGACAUCAGCAAAUACCGUGGAGACGCUAGCAAGAAGGACUGGGUAUCCCAGGGGGAGCCUGCUUACAUGGACGGAAAUGUUCUGCUGACCAUGCCCAAGAAUAGCGUUGGAACUGUUCUGGCCUCCACCACCUACAUGUGGUAUGGCAACGUCAAGGCCAGGUUCAAGACCGGCCGUGGCCAGGGUGUCGUGACCGCCUUCAUCCUGCUCUCCGACGUCAAGGACGAAAUCGACUAUGAAGUUGUCGGUGUCGACCUCGGAACUGCCCAGACCAACUAUUACUUCCAGGGUAUUCCCGACUACCACAACUCUGGAAACAUUAGCUUGUCUGAUACCUUCCACAACUAUCACGACUACGAAAUCCGCUGGACUCCCGACAGAAUUGACUGGCUCGUUGACGGCCAGGUGGGCCGAUCCAAACUGCGCAAGGACACCUGGAACGAGACGUCGCAAAGCUGGAUGUUCCCGCAGACUCCGAGCCGUGUCCAGCUGUCCAUUUGGCCGGGCGGCGCUUCUACCAAUGCCAAGGGAACCGUCGACUGGGCCGGUGGUCCUAUCGACUGGAACGCUGAAGACGUCAAGAAUGUCGGUUAUUUCUAUGCCACUUUCUCCGAGGUCACCAUGGAGUGCUACGAUGCCAAGAGCGCUCCGGGCACCAACGACAAGAAGAGCUACAUCUACGACAGCGUUGCAGGAACCAACAACACCGUCGUUGAUGGAGACGACGACACCGUCCUUGGGUCGCUCGAGGGUACCGGAUUGAACAUGAUGAAGGACAAGUCUUCUGCUUCGCAGAGCGCCGGCAAGCCCAAGAACACGGCGGCAUCCAUCCCCGGCGGCGGCACUAGCGGCACUGGCCAAGACCACAGUAACGAUAGCGGCAGCAACUCUGGUGGCAAAUCGGGCGGCCCGAGCGGCAAUUCAGGAUCCGGUGGCUCAGCUGGCAGUGGCGGCAGCGGCGGCGGCGGCAGCAGCAGCAGCGGCUGCGAUUCCAAGACUUUCAAUCAGGAUUGUGGCAGUGGCAACAGCGAGCAGCGUGGCAAUGGCAAGAACAGCGGUACCAGGGCGAGCGCUAGUGCGUUGGCCAUGAUCAUUGCUGGAUGUGCCCUUUUCUGGCUGUAA
This is a messenger RNA of Metarhizium album ARSEF 1941, 1365 nucleotides long. Its product is annotated as cell wall glucanase (Utr2). NCBI's taxonomy places the organism in Eukaryota, Fungi, Ascomycota, Sordariomycetes, Hypocreales, Clavicipitaceae. The coding region runs from base 1 to 1365 and encodes 454 amino acids. Gene Ontology annotation, molecular function: hydrolase activity, hydrolyzing O-glycosyl compounds; glycosyltransferase activity; chitin binding. The transcript is spliced from 2 exons. The record is from RefSeq and is a predicted model, not a curated record. Gene Ontology annotation, biological process: fungal-type cell wall organization; carbohydrate metabolic process. Gene Ontology annotation, cellular component: fungal-type cell wall.